CUGAAAUGUAGUAGCCAAGUUUUGACUGUAGAGGUUCAUUUCCUGUUGACGCUUUAUUUUUAUCUCAUGGUGAGCAAUUAACAUUAUCAACAUAAACAGCCCAUCCGAUGUGUCAAUCCAAUUUGCUCCAGGCGACAACUAUAUUUUUCGAGUUUCAUCAUCCAUGCUGAAUUAGUUUCCAAGUAAAAGCUCGAGGGAUUUAGUGCUACAAUAACUUUAUUUUGUAACUAGGAAAGAUGUCGAUUUUUGGUAAUAGUGGUGGUGGCGGUAGCCUCUUUGGAGGUGGAGGCGCUGCAGCAACGACCACGACUGCUGGUGGAGGCAGCUUGUUUGGGAGUGCUCCUACCGCAGCACCCGCAGCCGGUGGUAGUUUGUUCGGAGGCGGCGCAGCGGGGACCACAACUGCAGGCGGCGCAACAUCCAGCCUGUUUGGGAAUGCACAGCCAGCAGCGCCAGCAGCUACUGGAGGUAGCCUGUUCGGCGCGGCAGCGGCAGGGCAGCCAGCAGCUGGUGGCACCACCAGUCUUUUCGGCAACAGCACUGCAGCCGCACCAAAUACUUCCGGAGGUGGUCUGUUUGGGUCAACUACAACCACACAGGCUGCGACUGGUGGCGGUUUAUUCGGCAAUUCUGCGCCAGCAGUGGGAAACACAGCUGGAGCGGCUCCCCCAGGUGGCCUCUUUGGUGGUGGGGCAGCAGCAUCUUCUAGCAUUGCAAAUGGGGGGAUACAGACGUUGGGUCUCAACCAACAACAAAUGCAGGCCAAAACCAUUCUGGAACAGUCCGAAUUGGAGAACUGCUUUUACGAGCUUCAAAAGCUAGAUAACGAUCGUGUUGCGAGAAAUGUGGGGUGGACGUACUGCUUCUUCAUGGCGCCAAUGUCAAUUAUUAACAGCUGCUCUAGAAUCAACUAUGUUCAGCAAGAGAUUUCAUUCGAGCACUCACAUCGUAGUAAGUAGAACUCUGUUGAAACUUAAGAAUUCUUUUCCUUGUCUAGAAAGAAGCACUUUCAGAUCUCGUCUCUACGGUCAACAGGAAUAAAGUUGGCAACAGGGACAUUUGCAUGCACGCAUAAUAUUGACGAACGUCAUCUUCACCACUACAACAACAGGUAUCACGGAGUUUCCGCUUCCGCAGACUCGCAGCUCCUUCAAAGUGCAUUAGCGGAGCUAAGUCAGUAUGAUCAUAUCAAGCAUGGCCCAGACGUGAAUAAGUUCAGGUUAGCGAAAGCACAAAAUCCUUUCGACCAGCACGUGGCGCUGCCGGUCCGCCUCUUAGGCUUCGAACAGCUCAAGCAGCAUUUCUUGCAGCAAGAUCAGAAGCUCUCAGAACAAGACCAAAAGGUACUUCCCCCACUGACUUUUACACCCUGCCCAUUUUGAAACUAAUAGCUUAUAUCACAAGUAGUGGUAAGAAAGACUAAGACAAAAUUUUUCCUAGGAACAGACUUUUCGUUAGCUUAUACCAAGUGGAAGUCAACAUAAUGAUUGUUACUUACAGUUAAAUAGUAAUACUUACAAUAAUCAUAAAAAAGGUGGCAGAGUUAUCAAGCGCGAUAAAGAGUUUGCGAACUAGCGUCGAGGCGAAGCUAUCAGUUCAGCUUGCGGAAGCUCGGAGUCGACAUCUGAAGCUAACGCGACAGCUCGUUGCGAUCCUAACGCAGCUAGAAGCCUUUGGCGUGCAAGUGGGCGCCUGCAGAAGAGACUACGACAGAGAAAGCGCACUAGAAAACAAAUUCACGCAGAUUGAUAACGAAGUGCAAGGAAUCCGAGUCGGGGAACUAUUGUAUUUCUUUCAUUGCCGCGUCAGCCUCAGAUAUAUCUCUAUGAAGUAGAAUUUUGACAAAAAUAUAAUGUUUGUGGACUACUUAAUAUCCUGAUGCAAGGAGUCAGUCUCUCUUUCUCUUUGACAUUUUACAAGCAUAUUGUUCUCCAGGUACAUGGCGCACGGAUUAGCUCUUCAGGAGGAUGCAGGACAGCAAUCAGUUCUGAGCAAACAGGAAUUGGAGAAGGUGAUAACUCUGAUCGCCAACCAGACAGAGUUGAGCGAGGAGCUGCAAUCCUGUUUGCGAGAAAAACAACGGGAAAUCGCUGUCAUGGGCCAAGCAUUGCGGAUUGGAGAACGUAAAUAACUCAUUCGCAAGUGAGAACGCAAGUAAACGACACGACUAAGUUUGAUUGUUUUUCUUCGUUCACACAUUGAUUCUUUGCUUGAAUCGUUUGUGAAAGUUCGCAGCAAGAAAUCUACAUCCUUCCCACGCGCACACUCAUCUUCCCACACCCCAUGAGUAUCAAUUUGUGUUGAUUUCUGCAUUGAUGGAUUGAUAUGGUUUACAGUUACUGGCCUCCGAAGAUUGGUGUUAGCACUGUCAUUGGUAAUCGGACGGAUCUAAGGUUUCUUUUCAGGCGUAGCAAUGUGUCCAUCUGAAUGCAACUGAGACGAAACAUUUGAACGACAAGUUUUAUGUAAGAGACUUGUAACCCACGAAGAUUCGAGUAUGAUCCCGAGACGAG
Molecule: messenger RNA, 2513 nt
Organism: Amoebophrya sp. A25
Lineage: Eukaryota; Dinophyceae; Syndiniales; Amoebophryaceae
Source: the annotation of a GenBank genome assembly